This is a messenger RNA of Rotaria socialis, 315 nucleotides long. Lineage: Eukaryota; Metazoa; Rotifera; Eurotatoria; Philodinida; Philodinidae. The record is from the annotation of a GenBank genome assembly.
AUGCGAGCUAAACUUGAAGGUGAUCAACGAAACGAUCUAUUGAAACCAUUAGAAACAAAUGGAUGGAAAUUAGUUGAUGAUCGUGAUGCUAUAUCAAAAACAUUCUUAUUUAAAAAUUUUAAUCAAGCUUUCGGUUUUAUGACACGUGUUGCUUUAUUAGCUGAAAAACUUGAUCAUCAUCCAGAAUGGUUUAAUGUUUAUAAUAAAGUUCAAGUUACAUUAAGUACACAUGAUUUAAAUGGUCUAUCGACACAUGAUGUACAAAUGGCUCAAUUUAUGGAUAAAUGUGUUUCGGAAACAACAGAUUCGAAAUAA